Colletotrichum acutatum is the source of this 1685-nucleotide messenger RNA. RefSeq lists its product as uncharacterized. Bases 266 to 1456 code for a protein of 396 amino acids. NCBI's taxonomy places the organism in Eukaryota, Fungi, Ascomycota, Sordariomycetes, Glomerellales, Glomerellaceae. The record is from RefSeq and is a predicted model, not a curated record. The transcript has a single exon.
CGAUCGCGUUCAGGAUUCGAGCUGGAGAGUUCUUUCAGUGUCGAAAGACAUGGGGAUACCGCGGGCUAAGCGCCUUCAAGGCUCAUGUGGCCCGUUGCAAAACAGCGUUAUCCUCGAUUGACCACGCCAGGUGGCUGGAGUUCGGGAGGACUACGGACAUGAUUCUUCGAAGACAUGCCGCCGGUACCAUCGUGGCGAGCUGCCUGGUAAUUACAGAUGCAACGUCAGCUCUCUCAUUCUCACGGGCAAGGACAAUUCAUUGACUAUGAAUAGUUUUCGCUCUGUCCCUCAAGCGGAAGACCAUCCCAAGCACAGGGAGUUUUUCGAACAGCUUGAUGCGCCAGAAGCCAAACAAUAUGCGGAAGAAUUUGCAGCCCUUGAAAAGGCGUUGUGGGACUACAUCGUCAAAGACUAUAGCUGUCUGAAAAAUAAGAUUCGCACGCACCGCUCGCACCGCACUACAGGCCGUUCCCGCCCUCAUGGGGCCCAUCACAACCAUUCAUGCAAUACUUUACUCUCUGAUGAGCCACAUCAAGUUGUCUUCGACAGCUUGGCCAAAGACCUUCCGCUCCAGAACACAGAUCGAAGCGAUCCCGUUGACGGGCAGUCGGCCUUGGUCGAUCAACAGCCAACUACUUGCGCGAUAGCCCAGUCAGAUGAGCGUGCCAGAAUGCUUUACAACACUCCAAUAUCUCAACAAUCGCCAACACAGCAGUCACAACAGUCUCUAUCGUCCUCCGUUCACCACCCAACCACUCCUCCCCAAUACAGUGAAAGCACAGCGGAAAUGUCUUCGCAUCCGGCAUUCGUGGUGCAGCCUUGGACCUUAACCAACACGAUCCCGAUGGCUCCAGAAUAUAUCAGUCACUUGCCUCAAUGGGACUUCGCCACACAUGCCGUGACGAACACUCCGUUUCCUGCAUACGAUAUCUGUCUGGCGGGUCACCAGCACCGCUCGCUGGGCUCCUUGCCUACAGAUCCGGAGAGGAUGCAGACACAACUGGCGGAACAGACCACCGCGAGUCCUCACAUGGCUGGGUAUGAACAGUACCAGUCUCAGGCAUCAUUGUCGACAUUCGGCAGACCUGCCCACGAUCCCUCCCACCUCAGGAUGAAUGUUCGAGGGCAGUCUGUGGCAGAGGUACCGUGGGAAUGCGCUGAAAACCAAGACUCUCGAGAUAGCUAUCAUCCACAUGCCAUAACUCCAAACACGACUAUGACGAACCUCAGCCGGCUCCGUCCGCAACUCCAGGGUCCAGGAUUCGGCACCGGCAGCGCACUGUCUGACGUGGACGAAAGUGCCAUGAUGAACUACACAGUGGCAUUUGUGGAGCCCGAGACAUAUUUCUUGCACAGGCAAUUAGAAAGAAACAGCCAGGAAGUUGAUGUUGCCUCAAUGGUGUGUACAACGAACAUGGCAUCUUUGGGGGACAUAAGACAGCGCAUACAAUAUUAGCAAGGCCUAAGUACUACGAAGACGAAUAAGAUCGGCUUUUCGACCGGCGUCAAAGAAACCUCUGGUUCUAGCAAGUAAUAUACGCCAGUGUCCCAUUCCAGGUCUGGGUAGACAUUACCCUUUGCUGUCAUGCGCACUUUGGUAGCAUGCCGUUCACCUAUGGGGAUGAUCAAGGCUUUCGACCUCUCGACGAGCCGGCGUCCAGGCUCAAGCAUGGCGACGCCUUUAG